AUGACAACUAAGGAAGAUGAACAAACAUCGGCCUUAAGCGACGCCCCUAGGGAGCAGCUGGCAGGCUUCGCGAAAGCUGGAGAUGGCUCCGUCCCCAGUCGUCGAGCCAGUCCACGAAACGUUACCCAAGUCUGCCGGAUUCUUGGAACCUUCUUCGUCUUCUUCACCACAUGGGGCGUGGCAUCUUCCUUCAGUGCAUACCAGGCCUAUUAUCAGCAGGACCUGCUUGCUGACCAUACCCCAUCUGUCAUAUCAUGGAUUGGCACCGUCCAAGUCGCCUUGCUGGGCUUCACGGGGAUCGUCUCAGGGGCUCUCUAUGACCGCGGUUAUAUCCGAACCUUGUUGGUGGUGGGAGGCGCCAUGGUCGUCUUUGGCUUUAUGAUGCUGAGCCUUGCAAAGGAGUACUACCAGGUCAUCCUGGCCCAGGGUGUGUGUAUCGGUCUCGGCAACGGCAUGCUUUAUAUCCCGUCGAUCGCAGUCAUUAGCCAGACAUUCACUGCCAAGCAGCGUCCUCUUGCGAUCGGGGGUUCUUCAUCUGGAGCAGCCAUAGGGGGAAUUGUGCUGCCCAUCAUGUUCCGCCAACUGCAGCCGGGGAUAGGUUUUGGCUGGAUCAACCGUAUCUUUGGGUUCAUCAUCCUCACGAUGAUGAUAGCCACCUACUUCCUCCUCCGGCCCGAUCCAACCCAUCGACGUGCCAAAGGACCGCUGUUUGACCCUUCUGCGAUUAGGGAGCCUCCAUUCGUGGUGUUGUUUGUAGGCUUGUUCUUCACUUUCCUCGGCUACUGGGUCCCUCUGAUUUUCGUCACGCCCUACGCCCAGUUUUCGAUCAAGACGAGUGUCUCCUACGCCUUCUACCUAUUGGCGAUCCUCAACGCGGGCAGCUUCGCCGGUCGGAUCCUUCCUGCCCUGGUCGCGCACAGAAUUGGCCCUGCCGUCGUCCUCUCGGCCGGUAGUGUCUGUCUGGGCAUUCUGAUACUAGGAUGGAUAGCUAUUCACGACAUUGGCGGCAUCACAGUAUGGGCCGUUCUUGUGGGAUUCAUGGCCGGCAUCACUGUUGCCAUCCCGGCGGCAGUCGUCCCUCUCAUGUCCCCAACACCGAGCGUCGUCGGCGCAAGGACCGGUAUGGCUUGGGCGGGUGCUGCUUUGGCGGCCUUGAUCGGUGGGCCGAUUGCUGGUGCCCUCGUGGACACCGAGGCAGACAACUACACGCACGGCCAAGCAUUCGGGGGCGCUGCCAGUCUGCUCGGAGGCUUGCUUCUCAUCUAUCCCGCAGUCACGAUUGCUAGGGGGAACAAGCGCUAUCAUAAGCCAACUCCGCUACCGGCAUGCAUCGAAAGAUCCUCGUAA
This is a messenger RNA of Cladophialophora carrionii CBS 160.54, 1347 nucleotides long. RefSeq lists its product as uncharacterized. Gene Ontology annotation, cellular component: fungal-type vacuole membrane. The record is from RefSeq and is a predicted model, not a curated record. Lineage: Eukaryota; Fungi; Ascomycota; Eurotiomycetes; Chaetothyriales; Herpotrichiellaceae. Gene Ontology annotation, biological process: transmembrane transport. The transcript is spliced from 2 exons. Gene Ontology annotation, molecular function: transmembrane transporter activity. The coding region runs from base 1 to 1347 and encodes 448 amino acids.